Messenger RNA from Annulohypoxylon truncatum, 2710 nucleotides. RefSeq lists its product as uncharacterized. NCBI's taxonomy places the organism in Eukaryota, Fungi, Ascomycota, Sordariomycetes, Xylariales, Hypoxylaceae. The transcript is spliced from 2 exons. The record is from RefSeq and is a predicted model, not a curated record. Bases 684 to 2396 code for a protein of 570 amino acids.
CCAUUUUGCGCAGAUCUCAACGUGCUAAGACGGGUUCCCGCUUACCGUAUGCUGGAUGCCCUGGAUGCCCUGAAUACCACCCUGCGCUAAAGAUCAAGAAAUACGUACCGCGUAGCCGCAGAGCUGUCAAGCCAAAGCCCACUUACACAACCUCGACUAUGGGCCGACUCGACCUGGCCCCGUCGACCUGAUCGUUCGGGCUUCCACGUACCGCACUACGUACAUGAAUGAUACCUCUAAAUCCGAAUUCUAGUCUGCUUCUCCAAGUUUCAGGUUGGACAUCUUGCAUCUGUGGAAUACAUCAUCGUUUAGUACAAGGCGAGUUCCGCCGAGGUGAUUGGCAUCCCGGCCUAUCCAUGUUCGGCCAUCCAGCUUCGAGGAUAAGAGGACCGGUCCUCCUCCUCCAUCGGUUCUCCUUUCGUUCCAGUUCUUCAGUAUCAACUCUCUGAUCUAAUAGGAUCAAAUUGCAUUGUUUUUUCUUUCAUAUUUAUUAGAUCUCUCCUGAGGCAGGCCGCCAGUCACGCGACCCCAAGAUUUCUCUCCGCUUCACGGCAUCUCUCAUCUUACCAGUCCUGAACAGACAUCUGCAUCUGGAGCCGGCUCUCCUAUACACAUUCAUUCUAUAAUCUAUAAUCGCCUUAGUUCUUGUCUAAGCAGACAAGAACGCAUACAUAAACAUCGACAUGGCUACUCUGGAAGCAGGCAUGUCUUUCGACUUCAUAUUUCCCACAUGCGAGCCUACCACGCCGCCGAGCUUUUCUUUUGAUCCGUCCUUUCUGGAGAUGCCUUGCAAUCCCGGACACGCUCGCUCAAGCUCGUAUAGUUCUUACUGUUCUACUACUGAGUCGUCGCCCUCCGACUCGGUCAGCACGCGUGUAACGACGCCUUCCCGCUCGCCGCCGCCAAUCCGUCAACAUGGCCCCAUCUUGCUACCUAAGAUCCGUUCCCAGGACCAGGCCAUUGACUCGCCCCCAAAGCGUGUCAAGACAUCUCCUGCGCCGGCUCCCAAGCCUAGCCGCCGCGCAGCUUUCCGCCCCACGCAUAACAGGAGCUUCACUAACCCAGAAACGUUGAACCAAUUUUCAAACGCAUUCUUUCCGGCCCCAGAUGACCAAAAUACUAUGUCACAAUCAUUGUUGUGCUCUCCCGUCACGUUCCCUCAAGAUAGCAUGGGCCAUUCUCGCCGCUCUUCGGCUGUGAGCCUCGACGGCGCGGUGCUUGAGAAAUAUGGCUUCCCUUAUCGCCAGAUGCCGGCAUACGUCCCAGCCGUCACCCAGCCCCAAAACGACCAAUUCUUCUUCAGCUAUACGCCUCGAGCUCCUUCGCCAUUGAGCCUCUCAUCUACGCCCACACCUGACCCAACCCCGUCCACCACUCUCAUGAACUACCUCUCAACCUCCAACCCCGCCCCAUCUCUAGUCCGCACCAUCUCAUUCCCGCUCCGCGACCCCAACACCAAGCACUUCUGGUGGGACGUGCGCCAAAUCCGGCCGUGGACCAACUUCAACAUCAACACCAUUCUCUCACUCCCCGGCGCCUCCGGGCUCCUCCACUGCCCCGUCCCGCAACCCCUCCUCCAGCAGCCGUCGACCAGCGCGCGGCACCCGGAGACCGAGGCCGCGCUGCACAGCAUCUACGCCUCGUAUUACAUCCCCAAACUAAACUCGGCGCUCGCGCUCACCUCGCAGCGGCCCAUGCACCUCAGCGUGCCAUCCGGAUCGGCCGCUUCGAAGGGAAUGUCGUCGGCGGCGAACGACCACCUGUUCGUGGCGAACGUGGCGGGCGAGUCGGCGAGCGCGGCGGCCAUCUUCGGCGGCAAGCCGACGGCGCGCGUCGUCGGGCUCGUCAAGAGCUUCGACCGCUUCAACACGGGCAUGCGCGUCGAGGGCAACGUCAAGCGCGUCGAGUACCUGCGCGGCCUCGCGCACCUGCACCACGCCAUGCGCGAGCACGGCACGCGCUACGGGUUUAUACUCACCGAGAUCGAGCUCGUCGUUUGCCGCAACGGCGCCGAGGGGACCCCGCAUUUCGGGUUCUUGGAGGUUACUAGCGUGCAGCUUAAUGCUACUGCUGAGAGUAGUUGUGGGGAGGAAGGAGAGACGCCGCUGACGGCGUGUCUCGCGCUUUGGGGGUUGUGUGUUAUGGCUAGUGAUGAUGGGGUUAAUGGCCAUGGACUCAGUUUUGGUGGCCAGAGUGGUAUGGUCGCCUGGAGGGCGGAGAUUGGAGCCCCGGCUGAAGGGACGAGGAGGAAGGCCCUGCCGAGGGAUGACUGGAUGCCGCAGCCGCAGCUGGCGGAGAAGCGCGAGGCGAAGCGUGCUAGGGGGUGGGUGUUCCCUGAGGAACCGGUUGGGAGGAAGGAGCUUGGGAAGAGGGGGGUGCGGUACGGUGGUUGUUAAUAAGAUACCUACCGGGUUUUGUUUUUUUGUGGUGGUUGCAUUUACAUAGGCACUCCUUCCUAGGAGCCAUAGGGAUUCUUCCCGCGAACGAGCUGGUCUCGCUUUCGCUGGGUUUUUUGGGGGCUGUGAUGAGAGACGAGGCAUGAAGUUACGAACAACUGCGGGUUUUAUUUACUUGCUGGGUGGGUACAGAUGUUUGGUUGAACUUAUGCUUACGCAGUAGGUUGGUUACCCCCGAUGCUCUCUGCUCGGGAGCCUGGUUGGUAGAAUAUUAGUUACUUUAAUUAGGAAAAUAUCGUUAAAUUACUUAUAUG